AUGCCUUCCGCUGCAUUCAGACCCGACAUCCUCAAGCUACUCGGCUGGGAGAACUGGGACCCGCUGAGGGAUGAGGCCAUGGCGAACCUCGCCAGAAAAAGGCGAAUCUGGGCUGAACAGGCUGAGGAGCGCGCGGCGAUUCUUGAGCGUGACAUCCCGCCUCCCCUUUUCGACAUGAGCAUUUAUGCUUCCCUCAGGCAUGGCAACAGGACCAAGUUCAACCUGGACGACCAAAAGGACUUUGGCCUCAGAAAGUCGCACGGCGACCAGGACGACGUGGACAAGGCACGCAGCUCGGACUCCGCCGAAGAUUCUGACUCCUCUGUGGAUGAUUCAGAUGAAGCCCAAGAGUCAGAGGGCAGCAGCGACGAAGGUGGCGAUGAGGAGGAUUCUGAGGAUGAUGACGACGGUGACGACGAUGAGGAUGGAGAAUCCUCCAGCGAAGAGGAUGAUGAGGGUGACAAGAAGACGCAGCUCCGGAAGUAG
Molecule: messenger RNA, 486 nt
Organism: Fusarium keratoplasticum
Lineage: Eukaryota; Fungi; Ascomycota; Sordariomycetes; Hypocreales; Nectriaceae
Exons: 2
Coding region: 1-486 (161 amino acids)
Source: RefSeq, a predicted model, not a curated record